CCCGCUGCGGCUGGCAGUUGUGCGCAGAUGCUAGAAGGUUGACGAAGGUGUGCAAGAUGGCGGUAGACUGGAUUGGUUUUGGAUAUGCGGCUUUAGUGGCUUCAGGAGGUCUGGUUGGUUAUAUUAAAGCGGGUAGUGUGCCUUCUCUAGCAGCUGGCCUACUAUUUGGGAGUGCAGCUGGGUUUGGUGCUUACCAGAUCACUCAAGACCCCAAGAACAUGUGGUUGUCUUUAAUUGCUUCAGGAGCACUGACUGGAAUAAUGGGAAUGAGAUUCUACAAUUCAGGAAAAUUCAUGCCAGCAGGAUUAGUCGCAGGAGCAAGCAUCCUGAUGCUUGGAAGACUUGGUCUGAAAAUGUUUGAAAAAUCCCACAAAUCAUGAACCAGUUUCUUUCUUGAAAGAAAGUUUUGUAUAUGUCUUUUGAAUCACUGACUACAUUUAAUUUUUAUCGUAUAAACUUACAAAGUGAAUCUUGAACUGAAUCUGAACAGAGUUUAAUUCAAUAAAUCUUGAGUCAAAGAUA
This is a messenger RNA of Stegostoma tigrinum, 522 nucleotides long. Its product is annotated as transmembrane protein 14C-like. Bases 57 to 380 code for a protein of 107 amino acids. Gene Ontology annotation, cellular component: mitochondrial membrane. Gene Ontology annotation, biological process: regulation of heme biosynthetic process. Lineage: Eukaryota; Metazoa; Chordata; Chondrichthyes; Orectolobiformes; Stegostomatidae. The transcript has 4 exons. The record is from RefSeq and is a predicted model, not a curated record.